Molecule: messenger RNA, 2187 nt
Organism: Perca fluviatilis (European perch)
Lineage: Eukaryota; Metazoa; Chordata; Actinopteri; Perciformes; Percidae
Product: E3 ubiquitin-protein ligase TRIM21-like
Exons: 2
Coding region: 109-1740 (543 amino acids)
Biological process (GO): protein ubiquitination
Molecular function (GO): zinc ion binding; protein binding; ubiquitin-protein transferase activity
Source: RefSeq, a predicted model, not a curated record
AGCCACGCUGCAGUCGAGACAAGUCUCUGUUUCUCUCUGAAAGAAAACUCAAACUGACUUCAUCAGGUCUUUCUCAACAACACAGCAGAGUCUCUGCCAAACACUGAUAUGGCUGCUGUGAGCAUUCUGCCAUCUGAAGAUCAGUUUCUGUGCUCCAUCUGUCUGGAUGUGUUCACUGAUCCUGUCACCACAUCAUGUGGACACAACUUCUGCAAAAACUGCAUCACUGAACACUGGAAUACUAAUAACCAGCACCUAUGUCCAAUGUGUAAAGAGGCUUUCAACACAAGACCUGAUUUGAGGGUCAACACUUUCAUCUCUGAGAUGGUCGCUCAGUUCAGACAGUCAGCUCAACAGAAAGCCAGCAGCAGCAGCUCAGAGCAACAAGUGUCCAAACCAGGAGAAGUUCCCUGUGAUGUCUGCACUGGAACCAAACUGAAGGCCCUGAAGUCCUGCCUGGUGUGUCUGGUCUCCUACUGUGAGAAUCACCUGGAGCCUCAUCUGACAGUUUCACGUCUGAAAAGACAUCAGCUGAUCGACCCUGUGGAGAACCUGGAAGGCAGGAUGUGUACGAAGCACGAUAAAUCUCUGGAGCUGUUCUGUAAGACCGACCAGACAUGUGUCUGCAUGCUCUGCACUGUUUUAGACCACAAGACUCAUGAUGUUGUUCCUCUGAAAGAAGAAUAUGAAGGAAAGAAGGCAGAGCUGGAGGCUGAAAUUCAGCAGAUGAUCCAGAAGAGACGACUGAAGAUUCAGGAGAUCAAACACUCAGUUGACCUCAGUGAGGAAGAUGCAGACAGAGAGAUAGCAGAAUGUGUUCAGGUCUUCACUUGUCUGAAGGAGUCUGCUGACAGAGGCCAGGCCAAUCUCAUCAGAACAAUAGAAGAGAAGCAGAAAACAACAAAGAGAAAGGCUAACUCUUUCGUCAAAGAGCUGGAACAAGAAAUCUCCGCGAUGAAAAAGAGAAGAACAGAGGUGGAUCAGCUCUCACGCUCUGAAGACCACCUCCAUCUUCUCCAGAGUGUCCAGUCACUAAAGACCAACCACCCUCCACCCACCAAGGACUGGACAGAGGUCAGCAUCCGUCCAUCAUAUGAGGGGACUGUGGUGAAAGCUGUGGUUCAGCUGGAGGAGACACUCAGUAAAGAGAUGAAGAAGCUGCUUGAGUCUGAGCUGAAGAGGGUCCAGCAGUAUGCAGUGGAUGUGACUCUUGAUCCUGAUACAGCAUAUUCUGAUCUCAUCCUGUCUGAUGGAAAACAGGUGAAUCAUGGUGAUGUAAAGAAGAAUCUCCCAGACAAACCAGAGAGGUUUUCUAAUUGUGUUAGUGUUUUAGGAAAACAGAGUUUUUCUUCAGGCAGAUUUUACUUUGAGGUUCAAGUUAAAGGAAAGACUGAUUGGAGUUUAGGAGUGGCCAGAGAGUCGAUCAACAGGAAGGAACACAUCACACUGAGCCCGCAGAAAGGUUUCUGGACGAUAUGGUUGAGAAAUGGAAAGGAGUACAAAGCUCUUGCUGACCCUUGUGUCCUUCUCUCGCUGAAGUCUCCUCCUCAGAAGGUGGGGGUGUUUGUGGAUUAUGAGGAGGGUCUGGUCUCCUUUUAUGACGUAGAUACUGCAGCUCUUAUCUACUCCUUUACUGGCUGCUCCUUCACUGAGAAACUCCUCCCAUACUUCAAUCCCGGUCUUAAUAACUGUGGUAAAAACCCUGCCCCUCUGAUCAUCUCCCCUGUCAGAGUAAACUAAUCUCAUUUCAGGUAUUGAUUUAUUUUCCUUCAAGGGAACAAAUGUACAUAUUCAUAUAUUUUACGACUUAUUUUCUACAGAAUCUGUUUCCUGUGGUGACUGAUUUACACGUUAUUCCAUUUAUUAUAAGAUUAAAUGUGCAACAGUUAUAUGCAAAUUGAAUCUAACUUCAUCUUGAAAUAUUUGGUCUUUAGAAAACCUUUCUUCUGGAAGUUAUAAUAAAUGUCUGUGGGUUUAACAGAGGUUUAAAUGGAUAUUGUCCACGUGUGUAAAUUAAUGUGUUGAAUUAAAUUAAAAGAGCAAAUCUGAUGGGACAAUUAGGAUCUAAGAGGUAUAUGGUUUAAAUUGGUUGUCUGUUAUUUGUUAUAUUCAUCAAUAAUGAGACAGGAAAGUCUGAAUUAUUGUGGCAUAUUUGCAGAAAUAAAGUUUGUUUGUUGAGACCAAGAA